This is a messenger RNA of Microthlaspi erraticum, 375 nucleotides long. NCBI's taxonomy places the organism in Eukaryota, Viridiplantae, Streptophyta, Magnoliopsida, Brassicales, Brassicaceae. The record is from the annotation of a GenBank genome assembly.
AUGCCGUACCUUAACGAGGGAGGCUCCAAAAGCGGUGAAGGAGAUAGGAGAUCUUUUCAAAAGGCUAUGGAGAAAAACGGAUGUAAAAGUUGGAGUUGUGGAAGAAUUCUCAAACUUGAUGGAGAAGCCGCCUGUUUGAGAGAAACAGAGGAAGGCGCAUUGAAGCGGUUACACAAUAACCGAAAAGAGGUGGAUAAUGAGAUUCUGAGAACGGUUUACACAGAUAGCUGGAGAAGAUGUGGAGAAGAAGAUCCACAUAAGGAGGCGGUUACAGAGUUAACCGUAGACAUGAAGAUGAGUCACGUUUGUAACGUCAAUGAGACGUUGAAGCAACAAAGAGGAUGCUUACCUCAGAGAAAAAUGGAGCAAAAAUAG